UGUGAAUAAAACGACAAAGUAAAAAAUUGUAAGUUAUUAGGCGUUCAAACUGUUUAGAUCUUAGGUUAUUGCAACAUCGCAGAGCCAGCAGGUCAUCGUUCACUGAUUCGAAAGUAAAAGCCUUUUGCAAUUGUCAUAGCAAAAUGAGUGCCGUCACCAGCACCGAUCCAGCCAUCAACGGCAUGGUCCUUAGCCGGAGCCAGACGCUUUGUCGCUACUACGUACGUGGAAUCUGCCGCUUUGGGGAGCUCUGCCGUUUCUCACACGACCUGACCCUUGGUCGCCCCGAAUGCGAGCAGCAAGUUACCACCGAGGUGCCUCCAAAGCCCAGUACCAGCAGCCAUAGUGCCAGCACCAGCACCUCCAGCCAGCAGAGGAACUGGGCUAAUGCACCGGUGUUCGUGCCUAGCCAAAAGCGGAAUCCUGCCCAGGAACAUCGCGAGGAUGAGGCCACCGUAUGCUCAGAAUUGGAGAGGUGGGAACAGCCUGAAGCACCGUACGCCGUCUUUCAGCCCGGGGCCUCGUGGGCCGAAGUAGUGGGUGGGCCAUCAUCUGUAAACAAAAAAGGCGACUACUCCGACAUGAAUCCCGCUUCGCUGGAGGAGGUUUGCCCGAACGAAAGUCCCUGCGUCUGGGGCGAGCACUGCCCCUACCGUAUUCACAUGGAGCUGUGCGAAAUGUGCGACCAACAUUGCCUGCAUCCAACAGACCAAGCUCAGCGCAAGAAGCACAACCGCGAGUGUUUGCAGCAGCACGAACAAGCCAUGGAGCUGUCUUUUGCCAUCGCCAGGUCCAAGGACAAAACGUGCGGAAUCUGCUUCGAUACGAUCAUGGAGAAGGCUGGCAGGGAAAAGCGUUUUGGUAUCCUCCCCAACUGCAACCACAUAUUCUGCUUAGAGUGCAUUCGCACAUGGCGCCAGGCUAAACAGUUUGAGCAUAAAAUUACGCGAGCUUGCCCCGAAUGCCGCGUGUGCUCGGACUUUGUCUGUCCCAGUGCGUUUUGGGUGGAAACCAAGGAGGAAAAGGACAAACUGCUCAAUGAUUACCGCGCUGCCUUAGAAGCCAAGGACUGCAAAUACUUCAAGAAAGGCGAAGGCAAGUGUCCGUUUGGUAACAAGUGUUUUUACAAGCACGCUCUGCCUAAUGGAGAUAUAGUCGAUGUGGGACUGCCGAAGCGAACCAGAAAGUUACAGAGCCAGAAUGAAAUCAUCGAUUUACUUGAUAUAUAUCUAUGGGACUAUGUAGAUCAACGCAAUUAUCACUGGCUGGAAAUAUUAUCAAGCGAAAUAAGCGAAAGCUCCGAUUACUCGGAUGAAGACUAAGCUUCUGGAGCAGAAGAAAACAAUAAAGCAACAACAACCCAAAAGCAUACUAAUUUGGAUACACAUCCCCGGAAAAUCGUCAUCAAUACACAAACGAUCUAUAUAAAUGAUACUGAACCAAAUAUCGAAUGCGAAAUUAAACAAAAAAAUGUAUUUGGGUACCAAAUUUAGGUUACAUAAAUAUUUAUUCUCCACUUAAUGCAACGAAAUUUACAGCAACUUUUCCGUACUUGUAUUAAAUUAAAUUAAAUUAUACUUAAUACCAUUAACAAGUGGUUCAACUUAAACCUAAAGGAAUAUUGAUAUAUCAUUACACAAUUAAAAAAAUUCACAAUUUUAGAGGUAAACAAGCAGUAAACAGUACAUUUUCAAAAUAGGUGAUAUAAAAUGUGUAAACUAUGCCUUUCAGACUGAAUUGUAAAGAUAAAAAUACAUUCUUAAUCGGUUUUCUACUCAUUUUUUGCAGUUUAAAAACUACAACUAAGUGAAACGCACAUAGCAAACCAUAUAAGCACGUCAUUCUGCAUAACUGCAGACAUCCAAACCUCGAAUGAGUUAGUGUAUCAUAACCGAGCAGAAACUGUUCCCAUUCGUCGAUAAAUAAAAAAUUUUGUUAUUGUUAUGAGCCUUUGUGUUAGAGUAUUACUGUUGCAUACCUAUAACUCAGUAUAUUUGUAAUCGUUGGCCACAAGCGUACUACCCAAACCACUACAAAUAUUAUAUGUAUAACAAAUAUAUUGUAUAUUGAUUUUAAGUUUAUACUUUCGAAAUGUACCUCUUUCAAAUGUUUUGUUUUUACUUAUAAAAAUGUAAUAUGUUGUCGAUUAGAAAAGCAACAAUUAAAUAAACUAAGGGAAUUAACAUAUAAACUCAACAUGUUGAAAAACUAAAACAUAAAAUCAAUGUAACAAUUACUUGAAAAUCUCAAUAAUUGCAUCGACUAUGGCGAUUUGUAUGUGAUUCAUAGUUGACAAACAGAAAACAUCUUAUGAAUAAUUGGUAAUAAGUACAUAGAUUUAAAAUCAUGCAUAUGAUCGUUAAAGUAUGACAUGAAUGAACCAAUCAGUUUAACAAAUACACGCUAUCGCAAAAGCUGCAACGUAAUGCCUGUUCUGUUCUUAUUUAAUUUCGAUGUAAUGUACCAAAAGAUACGACACUCUGUAUAACCGUCUAGGAUAGUUUUUCCUUAUAAAUGAGCGGGCGGAGGAAGCAUAUUUUAGUUAAGUUUAAUAUUAAUUUUUUGUGAAACAAUAUGUUUGUCCAAUAAGAUUUCUUAAAUAGUAAAACCUAUCCAGAA
Messenger RNA from Drosophila ficusphila, 2619 nucleotides. Its product is annotated as probable E3 ubiquitin-protein ligase makorin-1. The coding region runs from base 144 to 1322 and encodes 392 amino acids. Gene Ontology annotation, biological process: protein polyubiquitination. The record is from RefSeq and is a predicted model, not a curated record. Lineage: Eukaryota; Metazoa; Arthropoda; Insecta; Diptera; Drosophilidae. Gene Ontology annotation, molecular function: metal ion binding; ubiquitin protein ligase activity. The transcript is spliced from 4 exons.